UAAAAAUGGAUGAUUAUGAAUUUGAUUUCGAAUUUGAAAAAGAAAGCAUUUGUAAAGAAAAUCCACAUAAUCUCAAAAACACCGAAAACAAUCUUCCAAGCCACGAAACUAGCAAAAUAACCGAUAAAGACCAAAUCGUCGAAAUCAUCCACUCUAGACAAGCCAGUGAUGAAGACCCCUCAGCUCGCUCAAAAACCAGUCAACAGUACGAAGAUGACUUUGAAGAGGACUAUGGUGAAGAUUUUGAAGAUGAGUCUUGUAGCCUCACAAGUGGAGCCAAGAGAGAUAAAGAGCCUAGGGAAAAGAAGGAGGCAAGUAAAGAAUGAAAACUGGAGGAGAAGAAAGUGGAUAGUGUGGAUAAGGUGAGAGAAGAUGAUUUGGAGAGUAACUUUCAGGAAAAGAUUGAUUGCUUAACGAAGAAAUCAGAUUCACCUCUUAAAAGUUCUCAGAAUAACAUUCAUCAAACUACCCCUAAAAUAUCUAAAUGCUCACCAAACCCCUCUCUAAAACCCCAAAAUCCCUCAAAUCCACCUCCCGCUGAUCCCUCAUCCCAACCUUCCCACCACCCAAACCCAUCCCAACCCCCCAUUCUCCAAACCUCAAACCCCUCAUACAUAACCUCCAACUCCAAAUCCCCUCCCCAAAGACCCAUAUCCCCCAAAAAAUCCCUCAACCCCCAAAACCCUUCUUCCAACCCAGCCCCUAAUCUUCCCCAAAACCCCCACUCCGACGUCAAUAUAGCCAAUUUCCCUUCGUACCAUAAAAUACAGAACAUACUUGAGAAAUUAGAACAUAAGUUACAGCCCAAGGAGAGGUUAGAUGUUAUACAAGAAGCACACAGAAGAGAUUCUUUAGAAAGCGUGCAUAUCUGUGAUAGCGAGAAGGAUGAGAGAGAUCAAGACAGAUCUAGACAGCCACAGAUUGGAUUUUCAGGGGUUACUUCGAAGACAGAAGAUUUGACAGAGAAGGAAAAUAGAAGAGAGAGUAAGGAUAGUGGCAUACACCAGUCAAAGUCAAAUGUUUUGAAACCUAUGAAUGAGAUUUCAGCUGAUAGAGUUAGGAAAGGGCAUAAGGCCUUUCUUGCUGGCUUCAAAAAUGUAUUUGAGCAUAAAGCAAAGGAGCAGAGCAUUGUCUCUUCUGACCAAAUUUCCCAACCAAAUCAAGAGAGUAGGAUAAAAAUACAAGCCAACCCUGUUCCACCUCAUAAAAUAAUAGUGCACAGGAGACGGACGAAGAAGAAAAUAAAAGUGAAUAAAUCCUUACAAAGGCCAGUUAUAAAAAUCUCCAAGAGACAUGUGAGUGCUAGGCCAAAGACAAGCCGAGUCAAUAAUAAUAUGAAUACUUUGUUGUACAAAAUGUUUGAGAAAUACUCAGGCAAAAUUCCAGAACAGUUUAAAAGAAAAAUGCAGAGAUAUAAGCGUCAUACUACUAGACUAAAGACAGCUAGGAGGACUUAUAAGAAGAUAUGCCAGAAACAGAACUUUGUGACAAGCUCUCUUACAUCCCAAAUUGUUAAGCCUCAUAUCUUUGGAAAAAGAGUUUUUAAUAAAGUUAAAAAGAAAAUGAAAGAAGCUAAAUUUAAUACAAUCGAAGUUUAUCAAGACCAAGAAAAUGAAUCACAGAAGGAGUAUGGUCAAUUAAGAGAAGGAGAAGCUACAUACCGGUCAAGACCUUUUGAGUACUCUAAAGAAUUCUCAAAUGCUUUAUCAAAUAUUGAAAAAUUUGCUAUGUAUGAACAGAAUACAAAAUCUCAAAAUAAGAUCAGCCCAAAGCCGUUGAAGUUUUCUGAUAUUCCCUGAGAAGAAUAUUUUCCCAACAGGGUACACAAAUCAACUAUAAGAAGAAACCAGAUCUCUAAAGUGUAUCAAACAAUGAGGACAUAUUCUUAAGGUUUCAAUUUACAAUAAUUG
Messenger RNA from Moneuplotes crassus, 1910 nucleotides. Lineage: Eukaryota; Ciliophora; Spirotrichea; Euplotida; Euplotidae. The record is from the annotation of a GenBank genome assembly.